UAUCCUCUUACUCCCUUUCGAUCUCUCUGUUAUAUUUUUUAAGACAUUUUUAUCUAUGAUUUCAGUUUCCAGACUUAUAUGUGGUUCAUUAUCCUGCUGUUCUUUUAGUAACCACAGUGAACACUAAAAAUAUUGGAGGUAAGAAGUUUCCAUAUUUCGAUCAAUAAUAUCUUGAUUGUCAACAUCUUACAAAGCAAGAAAAAACCGAUCCUUCUAACCAACAUGGAAACUUCUGCAGCGGAGCUACACAAAUGGAGCUAGAGAUCAAAGCAAGUUAGAAAGCUAUUCUUAGAAUCUAAGAUCAUUCAAACGGGAGGCUUAGAGAAGAACUACAAGCGGCUCUUUAGAGUCUACGAUGUUACUUAUCCACAACCGCAGAGUUACUCUUCAUCUCAUCAAAGAAGAUUGAUUUCUGCAGCGACAGAUCUAUCCAACUGGCUUCUCCUCAGCGAGAUAACAUGAGGGUUCACUACAAGAUCAAAAGAGUGAACAGAGUCUAGAGUCUAAACACUAAGAAACGUACUUAUGACUGGAUACUGUGUGUUGUGUGUUUAUAGAUAGAGUUGAUGUCAUAGGCAAUUGAUGAAACAAUAGACAAAGAACAAGUUGGAAAAACUACAGAUCUAGCUAAUCGGGUAAUUAUUGAAAUUUCAGUCACAAGAUACACACAGAGCUUUCGUUUGUUUUCUCAAUAUUCUUCAAUCUAACUAAUUCCUCAGUAUUCUGCUAUUCUUAUAGGUGGUCGAUGAGAUUACAGUUCACAGGUUGGCUUUUCUUAAGUAGUCAAGUUAAAAUUUGUCAAGAAAAUAUUACAAAUGGUUUAAAACUAACUUUACCUGCUUCUUUCUUAACAGGUAUGUAUCUUCAUCUCUAAAACGCAGGAUGGCUACAAAAAAAUGAUGUUCCCACUACAGUCAAUAAAAAGAGGCACGUGUAUGUAAAUAGACAUGACGGUUCAAAUUACUUACUUUGAUCUAUUAAGUUUAUGAAGAAUAGAUAAUUCAUUCUUUUCGGUGUUCAAAUAUUAUUGCAGCUUGGAAUUUACUGAAGUGGAUGAUCUGGAGAAGAGAUUGACUACAUCUCUCUCCUUCUAAAAUUGACCUUUUUGUGGUGGGUAAAUUUGCUUUUAUUCUGAUUAAUUGUAUCUCAGCCAGAAAAAAUAUGAUUAUGUUUAACAGGAUUUGCUUGGUGUUUACCACAUUAUAACUUCAUUGUAACAUCAGCUCAUUCGUUCUAAUCUAACCAAUACAAAAAUUGUGUGCUAUGGCCAAUGUUUUGGUCCUCCUCUCUAAUUUGAAGUUGAGUUUGAGCGCUAGAGAUAUGGAUAUGGAGAUGGAGCUAAGGCUUCGUCGUGGUGCUUAUGAUUCUUCUUCUGUGAUAUAACAUAGGUCUCCAAUUAGUAACCAUUACUCUUCUUCCCCUGUGAGGCAACCACCUCCACACGGGUUCGAAUCUUCAGCGGCUAUGGCAGCUGCGGUGAUGAACGUGAGAUCCUCGGGGUUUGCUAGACGCAUUUUGAGUUUUAAACCAGCUCUGGUAGCUUCUUUGAAUGUCUCGGAGUGAGGAUCGCCUAACGGGAAGCUCGAGUGGGGAAUGCAAAGAGAGGAGCAGAUCGGGUAUGUGUCUUGGUCACAACCAAAAUUCUGUCUUUUACUCUGGGUGUAGUACAUUAGUAAGAAACCAUGGAAUCAACUUUCAGGGUGAAAAAUUGAUUCAAAGUCACUGUGAAGUUCAUGGAUUGUUGUUAUCAGGCCGGAAGCUUUAUAAUCAAGUACGAAGCCGUGGAUAAAGGUAACUCGGUUUGUAAGUUCUCUAUAUUUUAAUAAUUAUUUCACCUAUAUUCAGAAAUACUCCGGUUUCUUUCAGGAACCGAACUUCUUAGGUGAAUUCUCAAGUGUUAACGACGAUAACAACUCCGAUGUGAUAUAUUAUAUGUCCAGAAGAAGCAUUGAACAACAAAAGCAAACGAUGCAGCAGCAGCAUCAACUGUCUCCGUCAGGAUUUGGAGCAACACCUAGCCUCGCAGGCGUGAUGCAGUUUGCGGACUUUGGUCCGAAAGUGGCGUUGAACCAGACCAGUAACCAAGAUGAUCAAGAAACCUGGAUGGACCCAAUUUAUUUCUUGAAGUUACCAGUCUUAAAUGAUAAGAUAGAGGAUCAUAACCAAACCCAUAAUCUCAUGUCUCAAGCAGGAGGUGAAUGUGAAGGAAACAUAGUCAACGUGUUUCUUGAAGAAAAGGAGAAUCAAGACGAUGAAAACAACAACAACUCCGUGCAACUCCGUUUUACUGGAGGAGAAGAAGGAAAUAGAGAGAACAAGAAUGAUUUGACAAAGGAGUUGAAGAGCAAGAGGAAGAGAACAAGAACAGGCAAGACAAGUGAAGAAGUAGAAAGCCAACGAACGACUUAUAUCGCAUUAGUUAAAGGAACCGUAUGAAGAAAAUGAACGAGCAUCUUCGUGUCCUCAGGUCUCUUAUGCAUGGAUCCUACGUUCAAAGGGCAUCAUAAUAACGCAUAUACUUCUUUUUGUAUUCAUAUAUCUUAAAACAUUUUUUAAUAUGCAUGUAUAUAACAUGGAUAUCAAGCUU
Molecule: messenger RNA, 2587 nt
Organism: Brassica napus (rape)
Lineage: Eukaryota; Viridiplantae; Streptophyta; Magnoliopsida; Brassicales; Brassicaceae
Product: transcription factor FAMA-like
Exons: 1
Coding region: 1933-2436 (167 amino acids)
Source: RefSeq, a predicted model, not a curated record